AUAUUUCCAUUACUUUUCCAAAACUUUUCAAAAAAUAGUAUUUUCCAUAACUUUUCCAGGGCCUGGAAAUUGCAUUUUAAAUUUCAAUGACUUUUCCAGGUUUUUCAUGACCGUACGAACCCUGCUACACACUUUCCUGCAACUUCGAGAGGGCUAGGUCUCCUUUUCCUGUGUGCUGUCUUCUCUCAGUCCAACUUCCUGUUUCUACUGAGAAGGACUGAAAGUAACACAGCAAUAGUUUUUUGAGACUGAGUAGAAAGGAAAAGACUUAUGAAUCACAGAAAGACUUUUUCAAAGGAGGCAGUAGACUAUCAACUAUGAUGGAAUCAAGCGGAAAGCGGGCCCUAAGGAAAACAGUCUUAUCCUUCCUUUGUCUGGUUUUGCUACAGCACUCAUUCUGCAAAGCUGAAUUUGAGAUAAAGGUGCCCAGUGCGCCUCUAGUGGCCAUUCAUGGGCACAGCACGGUCCUGAGCUGCACCUUCCCUGUGAAUGGGGCCUUUGACCUGGGCAGCAGUGUCAUCACCUGGCGACGGCACCUGGAGGUGGUCCACAGCUUCUACCACAGCCGUGACCAGCUGGACCUGCAGAGCCGUCGCUAUGCCAACCGUACCAGCCUGUAUCAUUCGGAGCUAGAGUGGGGAAACGCCUCCCUCCGCCUGGAUCGUACCACUCCUGAGGAUGCGGGGGAGUACUCCUGCUCUGUCAGAACACUGACCGGCAGCCAGAAGAAAUCCUUCCCUGUGAAAAUUGCAGCAUUCUACACGGAGCCCCACCCGCAGGUGAGGAUUUCCCCCCAAAGCGUGGAGCUGAAGCUGACAUCACGGGGGUACCCCGCCCCAAAGGUGCGCUGGCUGGACGCCAGGGGGGCGGAGCUCUCUACCGGAACGCAGACGCAGCUCCUGACGGACACGCAGGGGCUCUACGUGGUGUCCAGCUCCCUGACCCAGGAGAGGGGGGCCAACUCCACCCUCACCUUCCUCCUGUGGAACGAGGACCUGCACCAGGAGAUCAGGAGGGAGUUCAGCCUGCUGGAAGCUGCCAUUGUCCUGCGUGAUGAGUCAAGGUCGGCUCUGUAUGCUCUCCUGCCUGUGGCCAUUUUAACAGUCCUGGGAAUUCUGGGAAUCAUCCUGUUCUUGAAGAAGAGACGCUGUUUCCGUGGACCCGAUAGUACAGCCACUAGGGAAGAAAAUACCUCCCUGAAAACGGCUCCCCAAAGCAGUGAACAGGAACAGAAACUAAAGAACGGAGCAACUGUACUUUAUUGAACUGCUGAACUUUAACCCUUUGAAGAGAAGGUUUUUGGCUUUUUUUCUUCAACAUUCCAUGGAAGUGUUCUAGAACUCCAUUGAUUUCAGUUACCAGUACUUCUUGUUACAGCAGCAUUAGAAUGUUCAGUUAAGAACAUUGAGCCUCAUUCACCAAUAUCUUUCUCAAAUUUGUUCUUGAGAAAGGUCCUAAGAAAAGUCUACCUCAGAUUCACGACAAUUCCCAUAAAAGGGCAUGAGACUGCAGGGCCGUGUGCACACACAGAAAUCACACACAGGAAUUGAAAAGAAAAGUUAAGAGAGAAGUCAAGAAUGCCCAAAUGAAAAUCUAAAGACGGUGCAGCACCGGACUCCAAACGUAAGAAAAACUUCAGUAGUUCUGAAGUGGAGGUACUGCUGCAGGUAGUGAACAGCAAACGACUUGUCAUAUUUAGUAGCGACAGUAGUGGAUAUAAAAUAACAAACAAAAAAAAAGAUGCAUGGGAUGCUAUUACUUGUUCAGUGAACGCUGUAUCCAGAGAAGGUCGCACAACUGAUGAAGUAGAAAAAAAUGGUUUGAUGUCAAAUCUGAGGCAAAAAAAAAAAAGAAAUGCUGGUGUGAGUGGGCACAAGGAAUUGCGUGUUAUGCAGUCAAACGACAAAGCGCUUCUCGUCACAUUAAUACCGCUAAUUAAACCAACCGGCAGUAAACUGCAUCGGAGAAACUAGCUGUUUCAACCCGUCGCUGCGCAAAACACUGCACAAAAAAUUAUUGCCAGUCAUUUUGGUGUCACCCCCCUCUGAUGGUGUCACCCGCUGCGGUCCACACCUCCCUAGCAGGGGUGGACAGUAACGAAGUACAUUUAUGUAAAUUAAGUACUUAGGUACAUUUUUUUUGUAAUCUCAUAUUUGUGAUGUUAUACCUUAAAGAGUUCAACCGAACAAGUUAACUUUCAUUUUAGUGCUUUAUGAUUGUUCCGUUUACACUGGCCGGUCCAUCUUACAAACGGGUUUGAGUUAUUCCCACUGAACCGAGUGGAUAGGUAUUAGAUUAAAGUGGGCAUACUGUUGAUUAUGUGUUUUAUCUCCAAGCCAGGAGCUUGCUGACACAACAGAAAAGCUAUUUGUUGCACACCUCAUUAUUUUAUUUUAUAAUUAUUAUUUUUUUGCAUACUUGUAUAUUGAAAACAUAUGCGAGAGAAUUUGUGGGUAACAUUUACGCUUUAAUGUGCAUUAAUAAACCGAUUCUAAUGCUGUCGGCACAUUUUGUUAUACCUCUCAAAGGCAGGUUCCUUUUAGGAUUCCAUCUUGGAUUUGAACUUGUGAUACUGCAAAAAUGUCUUAUAUGCAGUUUUGUAUCGUUAACGUUUCCAGUCACCAACUGAUGUUUUUGUAUUGCUAUCUAAAAUUUAUAUGUAAUAGUUUCUUGAAAUUGACAGAUAUUUUGGAAUAUUUUUUUGAACUGUAUUUAUUGCCAAUUUGUAAAGAUACACAUUUUAAAACAGCAAAUGUUUUUUUUUUUUAACUGCACUUAAUGUCCAUGAAUAAUGUUGCUGUUAAAUAUUAUUGAUUUUCCAAUAAACAGUUUAUGCAGUUCAAAUCUUUUCAGUUUUACUUUGCUUAUUAGACAAUACAAAUAGUCCACUGUUCUGUGUGUUCAAUUUAUCCAAAUGGACAUCAUUCAUACUAACUACAUUAACAUGAAUUUAUGUGCCUUUUUAAUGUUGAAACUGAAUUUUGUCUGACUUGCCUGAUAGAAACUGCAUAAAAUUUGGCAAUUGGCUUAAAAAAAACAUUUUUUUUAAAAAUGGUGUGGUUAUACUGGACAGAUAAAUCUGGCCUGGUCUCAAAGUAUUAAGCCUAAUGUGAAUAGUCGUCAUUUUCAAGUUAGUUCCCAAUCUAGGCCAAAUUAAAAAAUCUACCCUUCUUAUUUCAAUUUAGCUUUAUUCAUAUACUGCUUUUUAAAAUAAAAAGUAUAAAGACACUUCACAAAAACAUAAAAAAAUUCUGUCAAAUGCAUAAUUAAAUCCAUGUCAGUCAGCUAGUCAGUUAUUUUAACCAUUAUUUUCACCAAACUGUGUCAAGAGUCAAUCUGACUGACAACCUUUACAGUUAUGAGCUUAUAAGACAACCUUUGUUAUUUAACUAACAGCCUCUGGGUCUGUGAGCCAGAUUCAUUUAACCUCUUUUGCAUUUAACCUCCUACACACACUCUUUUCUGCAACUUCGAGAGGGCCAGGUCUCCCCUUCCUGUGUGCUCUCUUCUCGCACUCCAACUUCCUGUUUCUACUGGUCCCCUCAGUGGUGGAUCAAACUCACCAAAGUGGUCGGAAAAGCAGAAUCACUGAACAAACUUCGCAGAGUGGUUGGGAAAGCAGAAUCAUCGGCUACAUUCCAAAACAAUCUAAAGCCAUCCCACCUCAUCAGUCUGUG
Messenger RNA from Anguilla rostrata (American eel), 3677 nucleotides. Its product is annotated as CD276 antigen-like. Gene Ontology annotation, biological process: regulation of cytokine production; T cell receptor signaling pathway. The transcript is spliced from 5 exons. Gene Ontology annotation, cellular component: external side of plasma membrane. Gene Ontology annotation, molecular function: signaling receptor binding. The record is from RefSeq and is a predicted model, not a curated record. The coding region runs from base 318 to 1265 and encodes 315 amino acids. Lineage: Eukaryota; Metazoa; Chordata; Actinopteri; Anguilliformes; Anguillidae.